Phytomonas sp. Hart1 is the source of this 675-nucleotide messenger RNA. The record is from the annotation of a GenBank genome assembly. Lineage: Eukaryota; Euglenozoa; Kinetoplastea; Trypanosomatida; Trypanosomatidae.
AUGGUGAUCCCGACGCAUAGCUUCCAUACCCACCCCAUCUAUACUAAAGAGUCUGGGAGGGCUGAGGUUUGCGAGGCGCCUAUAAUCGAGAGCGUCGCCGUACUCGAAGAGGAUGAAAAGACUUCGAAAGAAAGAGAUGACGCCAUCGAUGACGUCGAAGUCUGGGAUGGCGUGUUGACGGAGGAGGCGGGGAUUGCCGAAAUCAAUCCUACACUGCAGAGGGAAUCCAUUGAGGAGAAGGAGCAUGUCGAGAUUACAAUGGAAUCCCCAAGCGAGCAGAGUUCACACUCGAUCAGCCCUGGGAACGACGCGACGCCGUCAAAAGACUCGGAAAGGCAUGAAUUCGUCGCCGAACAGGUCGAGGAAGUGCAAAAAACGCCGAUAGAGGUCUCUCGCCUUACGGAAGCGACUUCUGUCAGUCUUAGCAGCGCUUCCUCAUUUUCCCCUUCCUUUUCCUCGUCGCCGGAGAGAAGAUCCUUGUCGAGAUCGAGCACUGGGGUCUCUUCAAAGACAUUUUCAACUAGGAGCACAACGUUACCACACAGUAGUUCGGAGUUAACUUCGUCCAGAGGCAAUAGCUUUAAUCGCACACGCGUGUAUCCGAGAAUGACGGCAGAACAGCUAAAAAUCGCCCUCAUCCGCCUGCGCAGUCGUAUUAAAACAAUUCAGUUGUAG